This is a messenger RNA of Sungouiella intermedia, 1938 nucleotides long. The record is from the annotation of a GenBank genome assembly. Lineage: Eukaryota; Fungi; Ascomycota; Pichiomycetes; Serinales; Metschnikowiaceae.
AUGGGCGACUACCACGUAUUGGAUUCCGCGUCCAAUUCGGGCAUUGGUUCGCUUCAGCAGUCGCAUGCAUCGACUAUUGCUCUGACAGAUAAGCGUCGUGGGAGCAAUCUCGGCCACCUUGAGUCGUAUGAAAAGACCUCUAACCACCACCUGUCUGGCGACAGUGAAGAUGAAGAUGAUCCUAUUCAACUCACAAGCAACGUGAAUAAAUCCGAGAGAAAUAACGGGGAUGGUACCCAGUUGGAAGAAGGUGAAGAUGAAGAUGAUUUUGGUGAUUGGGACGCUAUAGAUGAAUCCGAGCAUGCCAGACUAAGACAGGGUCUGACGGCACUGGGAAUUCUGGCGCAUGUGGAUAACUUUGGAAAUCUGUACGAGCACGUGGAUUUCGAUGCAAAGAGAUACACAGGCAAGCUACGAUUCAAGGGCCAGAGGCUCGUGUACUUCACGUCUGCGUUCGUGUCACUCUUCGUGUCAUUGUUUGGAUACGAGCAAGGUGUGUGCUCGGGAAUCUUGACAUUUGUGACGUUCAAUCUGUACUUCAAAAAUCCAACAGCAACCGAAAUUGGCGUGGUUAUUUCCAUUUUGGAAAUUGGAGCUAUGAUCUCGUCGCUCUUGGUGUCUCGGAUCUCUGAUCAAAUGGGUCGUAAGCGCACCAUCUUGCUCGGAACCGUCAUAUUUAUGGUUGGAGGUAGUCUUCAAUCGUUUGCUUCCAAUCUUUGGGUGUUUGGUGUCGGAAGGGUGUUCAGUGGUCUCGGUGUGGGUAUUCUUUCGACUAUGGUGCCGCUGUACCAGUGCGAGAUCUCUCCAUCAGAAGAAAGAGGAAAGUUGGUAUGUGGAGAGUUCACAGGUAAUAUCACCGGAUACUUCUUGAGCGUUUGGGUAGAUUACUUCUGCUACUUCAUCCAAGACAUUGGUGAUGCCAGAACAAACCCUAAGACGUUUGCGGCACAUUUAUCGUGGAGAUUGCCGUUAUUUAUCCAGGUGAUACUUGCAGUGAUUCUCUUAAUUGGUGGCUUUUUCAUUGUAGAGAGCCCCAGAUGGCUAUUAGACGUCGAUGAUGACCAACGUGGGUUCCACGUUUUAUGUCUCCUCUAUGAUGACGAUCCACUGAGUGAAAAGGCCGUCCACGAGUUUUUCCUCAUCAAGAAUAGCAUUCUCGAAGAGCGUGUUAAAACCCCAAAGCACGAACGCACCUGGCGUCACAUGUUCCGCCAUUACAGACUCCGAAUCUUCAUUGCAUGCUCUGCGUUAGCAUUCGCCCAAUUCAAUGGUAUCAACAUCAUUUCGUACUAUGCACCUAUGGUAUUUGAACAAGCGGGGUUCAAUAAUUCCAAAGCUCUCUUGAUGACUGGGGUCAACGCCACCGUGUACUUGAUCAGCACAAUUCCACCAUGGUUCUUAGCUGACCGGUGGGGAAGAAAACCCAUUUUAAUUAGUGGAGGUCUAUCUAUGGGCACAUGCUUGGGGCUUAUUGCCGUUGUUUUAUGGAUGGAUAUGCCGUCCACACCUCUGCUCGUGGCGUUAUUGGUGAUCAUCUACAAUGCAUCAUUCGGCUACUCAUGGGGCCCCAUUGGAUUUUUGAUUCCACCUGAGGUUUACCCGCUUGCGGUGAGAUCCAAAGGAGUCUCGCUCUCCACCGCCACGAACUGGUUUGCAAAUUACAUUGUGGGACAACUUACUCCAAUUCUCCAAGAACGUAUUGGAUGGGUGAUGUACUUGUUUCCUGCCUCCAGCUGUGUGCUUUCCGUAGCCACGGUGAUAUAUUUUUACCCGGAAACCAAAGGAAUUGAAUUGGAGGACAUUGACCGGUUGUUUGACGAAUACUACGGAGCCAGCAAGCCUGGGUACAGCCAAGUCGGCGAGCAAGCCAUAGAGUUGGAUGAUUUUGACUACGAGUUGGCACUGGUUGCCAAACCUGCAAGACAAGCCAGUAAUUAG